UCACUUCCAUCUACAGACCGUCUAGCUCUCCGUGUACAGAGAAGACCCGCCGCUCGAGUUAAAGAGAAAUACGUCGUGAUAAACACAGAAAGACGCGCGUCUACACCGGUUAGACAUGAAGAAGUUCUGGUGGCUGUUUCUGGUGUCUGCUGUUGAUCUCGCAUCAUCAGCCUCUCACUCUCUGCAGUACCAUUAUACUGCAGUCACACCAGGACUACAUUCCCCAGAGUUCAUUUCAGAGGGUCUGCUGGAUGGAGAACAGGUUGUUUACUAUGAUGGUAAUAUCAGGAAGAAGAUCCCAAAGACUGAGUGGAUGGAGAAGAAUGAGCGUGAAGACUACUGGAAGACAGAGACAGAGACUAGUCAGCAUCAUCAGGAGGAGUUCAGACAUGAUUUGAUUAAUCUAAUGAAGCGCUUCAACCAGACUGGAGGGUUUCACACAGUGCAGCAGAUGUACGGCUGUGAGCUGGACACUGAUGGUGCUAUUAGAGGACACUGGCUGUACGGUUAUGAUGGAGAAGACUUCAUCAGCUUUGAUCUGAACACUGAAACCUGGACUGCAGCUCAUCCUAAAGCUGUUAUUACCAAAAGGAGGUGGGACAGUCAAAAAGUUUAUGCUGCUCAGGUGAAGGCCUACCUGCUGAAUGAAUGCACUGCAUGGCUACAGAAGUAUGUGGAGUACGGCAGAUCCAGUCUGGAGAGGAAAGUCCGUCCUGAGGCGUCUCUGUUCCAGAAGGACUCUUCUUCUCCAGUGGUGUGUCAUGCUACAGGUUUCUUCCCCAAAGAAGUGAACAUCUCCUGGCAGAAGAAUGGAGAGGAUCUGCAUGAGGACGUGGAGCUCAGUGAGACGCUACCCAACCAGGAUGGAACCUUCCAGAAGAGGAGCGUUCUGACCGUCUCACCUGAGGAGCUGAAAAAGAAUGAAUACACCUGUGUUGUCCAGCAUAGUGGACUGGAGAAGGAGGUGGUGCUGCGGGCGUCGGGUCACACAGGAUCUGACGACGCCACUACUGGACAUCAUCAGUUCAGUGAUGGAACUGCAGUCGGGCUUGUUCUUGUUCUCCUCCUUGUCUUGGUUGGUAUUGUGUUCAUGUGGAGGAGGAUGAAGACCUGACUUCCAGCCUGUGACAGGAAACCCCAGUGACCCCUCUAAUGGAGAAGAAUUAUCCACCAACGUGUUAAGAGUUUUCUGAACAGACUCACUCUGGUUUCAGGAGGCUGAUCCCUGAACAUCUCCUCCUUUGUGAAGACGCAACAGCUCCUCUACUUCCUCAGGAUCCUGAAGAGUUCCAGCCUGUAAACACCUGUCCUCAACUUCAUCUACCUAAGCAUCAUAGAGAGCAUCCUGACCAGUCCAUCACUGUCUGGUAUUGAAACUGCUCUGUCUCAGACAGAUAAACACUGCAGCAGACAGUAAAGACUGACCAGUCCGUCACUGUCUGGUAUUGAAACUGCUCCGUCUCAGACAGAUAAACACUGCAGCUUCAGUGAAGACUGACCAAUCCAUCACUGUCUGGUAUUGAAACUGCUCUGUCUCAGACAGAUAAACACUGCAGCAGACAGUAAAGACUGACCAGUCCGUCACUGUCUGGUAUUGAAACUGCUCCGUCUCAGACAGAUAAACACUGCAGCUUCAGUGAAGACUGACCAAUCCAUCACUGUCUGGUAUUGAAACUGCUCCGUCUCAGACAGAUAAACACUGCAGCUUCAGUGAAGACUGACCAGUCCAUCACUGUCUGGUAUGGAAACUGCUCCGUCUCAGACAGAUAAACACUGCAGCUUCAGUGAAGACUGACCAAUCCAUCACUGUCUGGUAUUGAAACUGCUCCGUCUCAGACAGAUAAACACUGCAGCAGACAGUGACCGCUCCAUCAAUGGGUCAAGCUUCCCUGCCAUUAAGGACACCUACAGCGAGCAGUAUUAAGGGAAAACCUGCAGUACCAGUGUCAGAGAGCUGAACGUCACUGAACAGAAAAUCAGGAUUUUCCCUCCUUACUGUGAUGAACAUCACAGUCCAAAUGUCUGGAAUCACUGUUCAAAAGUUUGGGAUCAAUGUGUUCAAUAAUAUAAACCAGCAUAUGAACGUCUAAAAUACUAAUAAUAUAAUAUUAUAAUGUAUUUAUCGAGUCGUUCCAAACGUGUGUAUUUGUGAGUUAAACUUUAGUGAGAGAGCUGCUCGUUUUCCCUCCAUGAUUGGUGAAGGAAGAGGAGAUUAAAUAUAUUACUGUGUAAUAUUAUUUUAGCCAACGGGGUAAAAAAGGUUAGUAUUGCUUUCAGGUUGACAUUUAAAGGUUGACUCUGAAUGAAAAUGACACAAGCAGAAAAAAUGAAACUGUAGUAAACUGUGGUCUAAACCUUGGUCUAAGUCUAGCAGAUCUGCCUGAAGAUGAGACCUUUAAUCCGUGAGAGCUAAAACUGUAGUAAACUAUGGUCUAAACUAUGGUCUAAGUCUAGCAGAACACAGCUCAUCAGUGGCUGUGAGAGGAAUUUUAUUCCAGUUACUCUGAUUAACAUGGUGGAAAUGUUUGUGUCUAACAAUGUUUUUAUUUUCUGAAUUAAGGGUUUUUAAUCAAAGCUGUUCUGUAAUAUUAUUAAUGAAACAAAGAAAUGUGAAGAGCAAAUACUUGAAUUUUAAGUUUGUCCAUUUCAAGGUUAGUUAUAUUAGAAGAGUAUUUGGGGAUUAAUAUAUAUUCAGCUUUAUUUCUUCCAGCUCGCUUUGACUGCUAAUGCCUCAGACGGCCAUAGUGCUGCUUCAUCCUCUGUAACGGUUACAGAGCUGAGACCUGAAUAGCUGCUGAGUUUACAGAGCUGUGUAAUGGUUGUUUAUCUGGUGCAUUGUGGACUGUAUUCUAACUGUAUAUGAAAUAUGAAAAUUAGCUCAGUGUUAUUCAUCUUAAUGACCUUCAUCUCAAUGUUAGUUUUUCUUACAAUUUUCUUACAUCAGAGGACAAGAAGAUGAAAAUAACCACUGCUUUCAGGAUAACAGUAGAAAGUUUAGCCUAUUUUAUACAUCAUGACACAGAUCUGUAGAUUAGAAUGUGUGUCUUCCAAAGAUGUAACUCCUUUUUGUUUUUGUCCCAAGCCUUGUUUUUUUUUUUUUUUUCAGGAGUAAUAUGGGUGUAAAUGGACUUUUCAUUGUAGCUAAGCAGUUUUCACAAAGCUAUGCUGGUUUCCUUGUAGACUGAUGAGCAAUGAUAAAGAUGACGGAAUUUGUUUAAGGCUGUAACAGCAAAAUGUGAAAAGGCCCAUUAAAAUGGGGAAGGAAGAGGAGAUUAAAUAUAAUACUGCGUUAUAUUAUUUUAGCUAACAGGGUAAUAAGUGUAGAUUUCAGGUUGACAUUUAAAAGUUGACUCUGAAUGAAAAUGACACAAGCAGAAAAAAUGAAACUGUAGUAAACUAUGGUCUAAACUCUGGUCUAAGUCUAGCAGAGCUGCCUGAAGAUGAGACCUUUAAUCUGUGAGAUCUGUGGAAACGUUUGUCUAAUUUUUUUGUGUUUUUAUUUAAUGUUUUUAUUUUCUGAAUUACAGGUAUUUAAUCAAAGCUGUUCUGUAAUAUUAUUAAUGGAACAAAGAAAUGUGAAGAGCAAAUACUUGAAUUUUAAGUUUGUCCAUUUCAAGGUUAGUUAUAUUAGAAGAGUAUUUGGGGAUUAAUAUAUAUUCAGCUUCGUUUCUUCCAGCUUGCUUUGACUGCUAAUGCCUCAGACGGCCAUAGUGCUGCUUCAUCCUCUGUAACGGUUACAGAGCUGAGACCUGAAUAGCUGCUGAGUUUACAGAGCUGUGUAAUGGUUGUUUAUCUGGUGCACUGUGGACUGUAUUCUAACUGUAUAUGAAAUAUGAAAAUUAGCUCAGUGUUAUUCAUCUUAAUGACCUUCAUCUCAAUGUUGCAGUUUUUCUUACAUCAGAGGACAAGAAGAUGAAAAUAACCACUGCUUUCAGGAUAACAGUUGAAAGUUUAGCCUAUUUUAUACAUCAUGACACAGAUCUGUACAUUAGAAUGUGUGUCUUCCAAAGAUGUAACUCCUUUUUGUUUUUGUCCCAAGCCUUGGUUUUUUUUUCAGGAGUAAUAUGGGUGUAAAUGGACUUUUCAUUGUAGCUAAGCAGUUUUCACAAAGCUACGCUGGUUUCCUUGUAGACUGAUGAGCAAUGAUAAAGAUGACGGAAUUUGUUUAAGGCUGUAACAGCAAAAUGUGAAAAGGCCCAUUAAAAUGGUAUUUUCAAUAAGUGUGAA
Molecule: messenger RNA, 4227 nt
Organism: Pygocentrus nattereri (red-bellied piranha)
Lineage: Eukaryota; Metazoa; Chordata; Actinopteri; Characiformes; Serrasalmidae
Product: H-2 class I histocompatibility antigen, Q9 alpha chain-like
Exons: 7
Coding region: 116-1114 (332 amino acids)
Biological process (GO): immune response
Cellular component (GO): external side of plasma membrane
Source: RefSeq, a predicted model, not a curated record